Bactrocera dorsalis (oriental fruit fly) is the source of this 985-nucleotide messenger RNA. RefSeq names its product homeobox protein SIX3. Bases 108 to 854 code for a protein of 248 amino acids. The transcript has a single exon. NCBI's taxonomy places the organism in Eukaryota, Metazoa, Arthropoda, Insecta, Diptera, Tephritidae. The record is from RefSeq and is a predicted model, not a curated record.
UGGCAAAUCAUUCCGAACGCGACCAUUUCAGAGUCUUAAGAGACAACCGCGAAAACAAGCCAAAUAGUGAAAUAAUUUACCAAGUGCCAAAAUAUAAAGAAUAAAAAAUGCGUGCUUUUAUCUUCCUGUGUGUAUUAGCCUCUGCUUACGCCGAUAAAUUGGGCUACAACUAUCGUCCUGUUGGCCAUUCCGAUAGCGGGCUCUCAUUUACGCCCGGUGGCGGCGCAGGUGGAUUAGGUGGUAUCGGCAGUGUUGGUGGACUCGGUGGCAGUCUUGGUGGACUCGGCGGCAGUUUGGGUGGACUCGGCGGCAGCGGUGGUGUUGGUCCUGCUGCACCUGCACCAGUUUAUCAGGCACCAGUUGCUGAGUACGAAAAGGAGUUCUUCACAUACACUGCCGAUGAAAAUGAGUUCAGUGAACCAGCCGGCAAUGGUCAGGUGAUCGAAUCGUUGAAAAAGAACUUGCGCGUCAUCUUCAUCAAGGGACCCGAGGGCAAUGGCUUGGAGAAGGCCGCUGUCAAUCUCGCCAAACACGCUGCCGAGGAAAGAACCGCCAUUUAUGUAUUGCAGAAACAAGCUAACUUGGGCGAUUUGGCUAACAAAUUACAGGCUGAAAAUGAUGUGCAACGUCACAAGCCCGAAGUGCACUUUGUCAAAUACCGCACACCCGAGGAUGCGGCCAACGCUCAGCGUGCCAUUCAAUCUCAAUACGAUCAAUUGGGCGGCAAUUCUCAAAGCUACAAUGGCGGUGAUGCUCCAGUACACAACUUUGCUUCUCCAACUGCGCGACCAGCACCACGUCCAGUUAGCGCUCCCGGCGCUGCUUAUCUGCCUUCAUCCAUUUUCCGUGUCUAAAGGUUAUAGACAAACGUGUUAGCAAAACUGAAAUCGACUUUGAAAUGUUGUUAUAUACAUAUAGACUGAUGAUUCUUGUUAAUUGUUGUUAUCUACUCUUAAUAAACUGUUUACUUAGUAAUGCAUAAUUA